This is a messenger RNA of Lotus japonicus, 1884 nucleotides long. Its product is annotated as F-box only protein 13-like. Lineage: Eukaryota; Viridiplantae; Streptophyta; Magnoliopsida; Fabales; Fabaceae. Gene Ontology annotation, molecular function: protein binding. The transcript has 2 exons. The record is from RefSeq and is a predicted model, not a curated record. Bases 169 to 1617 code for a protein of 482 amino acids.
AGUGUCAACCAUCCAACCCCAACAUAGAAAAGAGACCCCCGCGAAGCUUCCUAUCUCUUGAGCAAGCUCACUUUCCCUUUUUCACUUUUCAGAUUUCCUUCUUCAAACCAAACCCCAUUUUAAACACACUAUCCAACACCAGCUAUAUAUAAUUAUUGUGUUCUGCUUAUGCAACACACUCCUCACCGUGUGCUUUGUUUUCCUUUCCGCUCAACAAAGCAGCAGCUUCUGUUUCUUUUGCAUUUUGAGUCUCAAGUUUUAUGUUGGUUUCUAAAGGAUAGAUUGUUAAGCUAUGAGGGUCAUUUCAAGUUUGCAGCUUUAGGCCCCGUUUGGAAGAGCUUAUUUAGCUUAUAUGAUACCUUAAACGCUUGUUUGUUUUCUCCAAAUUUGUGGUCAAUGGAACAUAGUUUGAAAAGAAAGUACCCUGAAAAUGGAGAACAACUAUUCUUCAACAGUUUUUCCCUCGAUGACCUUAACGGAGAUCUUUUUGAAAGGGUGCUUUCAUGGCUACCAACUUCCAGUUUCCUCCGCCUUACUUCGGUGUCCAAAAGAUGGAAAUCGGCUGCUGCUUCUCCGAGUUUCAAGCUCACCUGCUCGCACAUUCCUUCGCGCGAUCCUUGGUUUUUUAUGGUUGCACCCAGCCUUAACCAAUCUGUUAUCUUUGAUUCUGCUGAAAACAGUUGGAAAAGGCUCAAUCAUCCCAGUCCUCUGCGUGACGAUUCUAACAGAAGUUGCAUGCCUGUUGCAGCCUCUGGUGGCCUGGUUUGCUACCGCAAAUGGUCCGGAGACUUCAUUGUUUGUAAUCCGGUGACCGGAUCUUGCAGUGAACUCCCUCCAUUGCAUCUUUCGUUGGAAAAUCAAUCUCUCAAUGCUGUUGUUAUGAGUAAAACAUCCAAAGACCAAUUGUCCUACAAGAUUAUAUUAGUCUUUGGUGAACUCCCAAAUAUUUUGUUUAAAGUCUACAACUCAAGCUCUGGUUGUUGGGAAGAUGAGACUGCACUUAGCAGAAAAUUUGAUGAUAAUACCGUGGAUUGUGAUUCAAAUGAUGACAAUGUUGUGUACUUCCUCAGCAAAGCUGGAAAUGUUGUGACGAGUAGUAUGCAGAGAAGCCCGUCUAAGCAAUAUUCAUCGGUAAUUGCUAACAAAGACGGUGAGGAGAUAGUCUAUUUUCUUAGUUCCACGGGUAUGGUCAUCGCUUGCAAUUUGACAUGCAAGUGCUUCUUUGAGUACCCUAUGUUAUUGCCUGUUUUUAGUGAGUACUCCAUUGAUGUUGUGGAGUGUGAUGGUGAGAUGCUAGUUGUUUUGUUAUCGGAAUUCUUCGAAACUGUGAGUCUUAGAGUGUGGAAAUAUGAUGAGGCUAAUCAAUGCUGGCAACAGAUUGCAGUGAUGCCUGCAGCAAUAUCCCAUAAGUGGUUUGGAAAGAAGGCAGAUAUUAAUUGUGUCGGAGCCGGUGACCGGAUAUUCAUAUGCUUAAACUCCCCGGCGUUAUGCACUUACAUUAUGUGCGAUUUGGCAACCAACAAAUGGGUUGAAUUGCCAAAAUGUUGCAUAAAUGGGGAAAUCAUGGAGUUCAUGUCUGCAUUUUCAGUUGAGCCGAGGAUAGAGGCUUCUGUGUGAGUGACAAUAAAAUGCCAUAUCAUGGUAUCUUGAUUUUGGUUACCAUCCUUUACUGUGAUCUGUUAGCUUAAAUUUUCUUUAUUUGUACUUAAUUUUUCAUGCAAAAUAGCUAGUACUGGUAGAGAUUGGUAUGAAAAAUUGGAGAUGGAAGCUAACCAAAUGAUUGAUUGCUAACUGAUAUAUUGUAAUUUACUUCAUUGAUCUUUAGAUGUACACUGUAUUCAGUGAUUGGUAUUAAUAAUGAAUGUCCGUAUUGAUGAUUCUUUA